Molecule: messenger RNA, 2431 nt
Organism: Seriola dumerili (greater amberjack)
Lineage: Eukaryota; Metazoa; Chordata; Actinopteri; Carangiformes; Carangidae
Gene: ankk1
Product: ankyrin repeat and kinase domain containing 1
Exons: 9
Coding region: 1-2262 (753 amino acids)
Biological process (GO): protein phosphorylation
Molecular function (GO): protein kinase activity; protein binding; ATP binding
Source: RefSeq, a predicted model, not a curated record
AUGGAUUGCUUUGCCGGAUCCCCUGGGCAGUUCAGGAACUUCCGGAAGGACGAUUUUGAGGCUAACUGGAUUAAGGUUGCAGAAUGCAGAUUUGGUCAGGUGUACCAGGUCAAGCUCAAACUCUGGCGGGAAAAAUGUGCCCUGAAAAGCUUUGACAGCUUGUGUGCAAACAACUUUUACAGGAGAGUAAUGGAUGAGGCAUCCAACAUGGCCAAAGUGAAAUUCAAAUACAUCAUGUCCAUCUACGGACUGUGCAGUGAAGCGACUGCUGUGGUGAUGGAGUACAUGAGUAAUGGAUCGCUGAACAAUCUCCUAGCCAGUCACACUUUGAUGUGGCCAAAGAAGUUCCAGAUGAUUCAUGAAGCCUCCAUGGGCAUGAAUUUCCUCCACACUAUGAAACCUCCACUACUCCAUCUUAACCUCAAGACAUCCAACAUCCUACUGGAUGAUCAUCUUCAUGUCAAGAUUUCAGAUUUUGGUUUAAUUCACUGGGAAGAGGGCAUGAGCAAGACGUUGUUCAUGGAGCAUCUGACAGCAAGAGGGAACAUAAGUUAUAUUCCUCCAGAGACUUUCACUCAGUGCCCUGAUCCUCCAAGAACUACCUUUGAUGUUUACAGCUUUGGAAUUGUGAUGUGGGAGAUUCUGACACAGCAGAAACCGUAUGCAGGGUGCAGUGUGACCACAGUGCUCUUGGAGGUAGCACAGGGUAAGAGACCCUGUGUGGAGAUGAUACCUGAGCAGAUGCCCCAUGAGUGUGAUCAGAUGAUCAGAAUCAUGCAGCAGUGCUGGGACCAGGAUCACGGGAAGAGGCCACAGUUCUCAGACAUUUUGAUGAAAACAGAGACUCUGAGUGAAGUGCUGAAGGUCCCUGGACCAAUCCACUGUCGCAAAAACGCUGACGAGGGAUCAGAUUCCUCGCUGGUUCCUCCAUUACAUGAAAUUGCUUUGCCUGAGAUGUCUGACCUUCCCUCAGAUAACCUACAUGCCACGGAUGGCAUUCUCUGUUUGCUGUACAAAAAGGACUUUGGUAGUUUCAGACUGUCUGUGAAAAGAGAGCAUGUAUCCACACAGUUUUCUGGGCAAAAGAGCCUUCUUCACUACACAGUAGCCAGCGGGGACACAGAGAGUGUCAAGCAGGUCCUGAGUCUGGGUGCUGAAGUCAACUGUGCGACUGCCAGAGGUUAUACUCCUCUUAUUAUUGCUGUUCUGCACAGGCUUCACGAAAUCAUCUCUCUGCUGCUGGAACACGGUGCAGCUGCCACCCAGGAAGAUGAGGACCAGUGGACGGCGCUACAUUUUGCUGCUCAGAAUGGAGAUAACAGAACUGUAAGUCUUCUUUUGGACAAAGGAGCUGUGGCGGAUGCCCGGGAAAAAACCGGAUGGAUGCCCCUCCAUCUGGCCUGCCAGAACGGCCAUGAAACAGUGGUGCGCCUGCUGCUUUCACGGCUGUCAGAGGAAGCAGUCAGAGAACGUGAGGAGGCACAAGGGAGGACGCCGCUCCACCUAGCCUCGACCUACGGGUAUCUAAAUAUUGCCAAGCUCCUCCUCUCUCAAGGAGCAGAUCCGAAUGCUACAGACUGCUGUCUCUCCACUGCUCUUCAUUUAUCAGCCGAGGAAGGCCAUAACAGAGUCGUGAGACAGUUGGUGAAGAGUGGAGCGAGUACUGACAAUGCAGACAGCAGAGGAUAUACUCCUCUUCACCUGGCUGCUCUGAAGGGUCAUACAGGCAUAUGCAGGCAGCUGUUGUCAAAUGGGGCCAGCCCAGACUCCAGGACCCUCCAAGGUUGGACUCCCAUGCACCUGGCUGCCCUGAGGGGUCAUGAAACCACGGUGGUCCAGCUGAAGAGUCAAGGUGGUUGUGUGAAUGCUUCAGGUGAGAAUGGAUGGACCCCGCUCCACCUCGCCUGCAAGCAGAGCAAGCCGGAAGUGGUGGCAAAGCUCCUGGCGGCCAAGGCCGACCCAAACGUGACAGAGGACAGUGAAGGAUGGACACCGUUACAUGUAGCCUGUAACAGUGUCUGUUUCCCAAGUGUCCUUCAUUUGUUAACACAUCAUGCAGAUGUCAAUGUAGUAAACUCGGGAAAGGCGACACCUUUACACCUGGCUGCCCAGCAUGGCUGUGUGCCAAUCAUAAAGGCUCUACUGCUGAAUGGAGCAGACAGGACACGUCUGGACUCUUCUGGAUCCACAGCUCUGAAUGUGGCCCAGAGGUGUGAGAAAUGGGAAAUAGUGCAACUAUUGAAAAAGGAAUGUGAAGCAUGACUCUCCCUCUGGGUAAAGCAAUUUGAAUAGAAGGACUAUGUACAAUGAAAACAUCAAUGACACAGCUGGAAUAUUAUCCUGCUUUUGAGUGGGGCUUUUAUUAAGCAGCUUAAAGCAAGGUUUUCAACUUUAUUACUUUUAAAUGUCUUAUUAUUUUUUUAGAAAUACG